CACCCAAGGUCUGCGAUGCUUGCAAAAACAAAAAUGAAGAUGAUAAUGACAUCGUGGAAAACCUCUGCAAAAAUGACUUUGCCUUGAAGAUAAAAGUGAAGGAGAUUGCCUACAUCAAUGGAGAUACCAAGAUCACCCCCGAAACAAAGAGCAAAACCAUCUACAAGCUGAAUGGGCUGACGGAAAGGGAUCUGAGGAAGAUCGUGCUCUGGCUCAAAGGUGGCCUCCAGUGUACCUGCGAUGAGAUGAAUGACAUCAACGUGCCCUACUUGGUGAUGGGGCAAAAGCAAGCCGGGGAACUGGUGAUCACCUCGCUGAAGCGGUGGCAGAAGGGGCAGCGGGCUUUCAAGCGGUUCUCCCGCAGCAUCCGCAAACUGCAGUGGUAGUGGCUUUGUUUAGCCUUAGGCUACGGAAAUAACCCGCCUCCCGCAGCCGCCUCUGUCCCGACCUCUCCGGGCCUCCCGCACCUUCUUGCUUUGGCCCCUCUAAGCCUCGAGAUGCCACGGGCACACUACACAGCAACCACUCCCCGAGAGGGGGAGGGAGCCCUCCAUUUUUGUACAUAGGUUAAAAUGUAAUAAAAUUUAAAAAAAAAAAUCAUGACUAUUUUUGGGAAGUAUUAAAGUAUCUCGCUU
Apaloderma vittatum (bar-tailed trogon) is the source of this 635-nucleotide messenger RNA. RefSeq names its product secreted frizzled-related protein 2. The transcript is spliced from 2 exons. Gene Ontology annotation, molecular function: protein binding. The record is from RefSeq and is a predicted model, not a curated record. The annotation marks the transcript as partial. NCBI's taxonomy places the organism in Eukaryota, Metazoa, Chordata, Aves, Trogoniformes, Trogonidae.